UCGUCUCCCGUUACUUCUUCUUGUUGUUGCCUCAUUUUCACGCUUCAGCUCCCCUUCCCAUCUCCGCUGGUCGUCCUCAGGUGACUUUCAAGGAAAUAGAGAGAACAGAGAUGGAAGGAGCAGGUUGGAAGAAGAGAGGAGGAGGAGGAGGAGGAGGAGGUGAGAAGAAGGAUCUGUUCCAUGUGAUCCACAAGGUUCCGCCAGGAGACAGCCCUUACGUCCGCGCCAAGCACCUCCAGUUAGUAGAGAAGGAUCCGGAUGCUGCGAUUUUAUGGUUCUGGAAAGCGAUAAAUGGUAGGGAUAGGGUAGACAGUGCUUUGAAGGACAUGGCAGUGGUUAUGAAGCAGCAGAAUCGAGCAGAGGAAGCAGUUGAAGCCAUUAGAUCUUUCAGGCACCUCUGCUCCAAGCAAGCACAAGAGUCUCUUGACAAUCUUCUUAUUGAUCUUUACAAGAAAUGCGGAAGGGUAGAGGAACAGAUAGAGCUUCUGAAGCAGAAACUGCACAUGAUAUACCUUGGGGAGGCUUUCAAUGGAAAGACAACAAAAACAGCACGCUCGCAUGGAAAAAAGUUCCAAAUCAACAUUAAGCAAGAGACUGCUCGCAUCCUGGGCAAUCUAGGCUGGGCCUACAUGCAGCAGAGCAACUAUGAUGCUGCUGAGGUGGUCUACCGCAAGGCUCAGAUGAUUGAACCCGAUGCCAACAAGGCCUGCAAUCUUGGGCUAUGCCUCGUCAGGCAAGGCAGAUAUCAUGAUGCCCAUCAUGUGAUCGAGGAUGUCAUCCACCGCCGGUUCUCGGGUUCUGAUGAUUGGAAGACCAUAAAGAAGGCUGAAGAGUUGAUGCAUGAGAUUGAUCUGCGGCCAGCCACAUCAACAUUAGAGAUUGAUUUUGGUCAAGAAGAGGAAAUCAUGGGGAGAAUCGACCUCUUGAUGAGUGAUUGGUCUCCCUUCAGGUCAAGGAGGUUACCCAUUUUUGAGGAGAUAUCCACCUUCAGAGAUCAGAUAGCUUGCUGAUAAUUGUACUGUUCCAUUUUUUUUUCUGUGCAUAAGAAGGUUGAUUGUACAGGAAUUAGUAAUUUUAUAUGGACUGAAUGCCCUGAUAUCGAUAUAAGUUGGCAGUGAGAAGAAAAAAAAAGGUUGAUUUUUGGUUGAAGCAAUUUUUUCUUUGUGCGUCAGGAUGCGGAUGCUUUUGCCUCAAACCACUUGUACAUUUAGAACACGGCUAUGAAUAUUCAUCUAGUUUGUGGAUGUUUCUUUGUCUAU
Molecule: messenger RNA, 1259 nt
Organism: Musa acuminata subsp. malaccensis (wild Malaysian banana)
Lineage: Eukaryota; Viridiplantae; Streptophyta; Magnoliopsida; Zingiberales; Musaceae
Product: protein SULFUR DEFICIENCY-INDUCED 2
Molecular function (GO): protein binding
Source: RefSeq, a predicted model, not a curated record